ACAGCAACCUUGCACGUAGUCUUUGUAGGCGAGGCGAUCGAGUCAGACUCAAAAGAUCCUGAUCAGGCAGUGGUAUUAAAGGCAAAACCUAGAGCUUUAUCAUGUUCAGAUGAACGAUCCGGCAGAGACGAGGUAGAGGAUCGAGAGAUAUUGUCUGGGUAGACUCUCCGGCGGCGAGUCCAAGCUUACGCCAGCAACCAUGGCCCACAGUGGUCAUGAGUACGCUGCGUCUGGCUCGAGCGCGCCAGCAAUGUCGUUUCAAGGCUUCUCAGCUUUUCCAGGCUCUAUGAUGGAAGUCACUGGACCUCACGAGAUGCAAGGAUUGGUGCAGCCCUCCAACUCUCAGCACGAUAACGGUCUCGGCAUGUUACAGCAGCUCGCUCAAGGUCCUGAACAAGCUCUAUGGCUUCAAACAGAGCUUGCAAAACGACCUAUUCAACCGGGUCAAUCACCCCUUCAUUGGAUUCUGUGGAGAGAAAAAUGUGAAGAAGGUUGGGAUCAGUUUCAGGCUUGGCAAUUGGCACUAGAGGAUGAGCGGCGUAUGACUGCACAAGAGGGUCAAGCGAAUCAGAUUGCGGCUCAGCAGCCACAAUCAUAUCAUCAUCAUCCUCAACAGCAGCAGCAGCAGCAGCCGUCUUACGCGGCGACGACGAUUAAUCCUGCCCAAUUGCAACAAUUCCAAGGUAAGCGGAAGAGCUCUCAUCUACUUAUCGGACUGCGUUCCCGGACAUCGUGCCCAUCUAACGUGCUAAGCUGCAUGUGCUCUCAUUCCUGUAUCAUAUCAGUAUGAAAACACCUAUCAUUGACCAAGGUCGUGCAUAUGGCGAGAUAUACCAUUCUUUCCUAAAGAGGCAACUUUGCGCCGGCUACAAUAACACAGAUAGGCGAAAGUGUGUCACACGCGCCUUUUUCUCUCUCGUUCUCCCUUACGUCAUCUUGUGUUCUGGUGUGGCACUUGGCAGGGAGACAGUGGUACUGACACUCUGCGCAGGACCAACGCAAUCAUUCGGGA
Kockovaella imperatae is the source of this 1012-nucleotide messenger RNA. RefSeq lists its product as hypothetical. The coding region runs from base 200 to 790 and encodes 196 amino acids. NCBI's taxonomy places the organism in Eukaryota, Fungi, Basidiomycota, Tremellomycetes, Tremellales, Cuniculitremaceae. The transcript has 2 exons. The record is from RefSeq and is a predicted model, not a curated record.